Molecule: messenger RNA, 1554 nt
Organism: Aspergillus brunneoviolaceus CBS 621.78
Lineage: Eukaryota; Fungi; Ascomycota; Eurotiomycetes; Eurotiales; Aspergillaceae
Product: camp independent regulatory protein
Exons: 2
Coding region: 1-1554 (517 amino acids)
Molecular function (GO): DNA binding
Source: RefSeq, a predicted model, not a curated record
AUGGGCCUAUUCAUUCUUAAGCACGGCGCAGAAACCAACUCCCCUCUGUCGUCAGAGGGACCAGCAUUGAGUAGCCCCGGCUUCUACUCGACUUUCAAUAUUCUGUACCCUACGAAUCACCCAGCCCUGGCGCUCAAACCAACCGUCAUCACGGGGACCUACACAGAUCACCGAAGGUGGAUGGAGACGUAUCACGGCCACGUCCGCACCCCAGCGGACGCCAUCAUCCUCUUCGAAGCUUGUCGCAUUGGCCUUCUCCCCCGAGUACAACGACGACUGUCGGAAAAAGAACGUCAGUUAAUCCGCUCGGGGUCAGUUUUUGUCUGGGAUGAAAGGGAGGCGGGUAUGCGAAGAUGGACCGAUGGCAAAUCCUGGAGUGCGAGCCGGGUCUCUGGCAGUUUCCUAACUUAUCGCGAAAUGGAGGGCAAGCGAGGAGGAACUGGUGUGGCACAAACGACAAUGUCAAGAGGGGGAAAGACCCCAGAUAGUGCGCGAGGCAGCGACGACGAUCGGGGGGACGGCGUGGACGAAGGACCUGAUGGCUAUCGAUAUAAACCCGAUGGAUUGAUGAAACAGUCGUUCAGCAUCACCACCUCGACCGGACAGCAUCUCCAUCUCAUCAGCUAUUACUCAAGAUCGCACCCGUCUGCUGCCAAUCUCCAGCAACCUUCAACAGAUCCGGCCUUGCGACAUGUUCGACCCCAGAAGGGACUCUACCCAGAAUCUACGGUCAACGAUCAGCAGAAUCUUCCUGUCGUGACUCGUGGCCCCAUGGCCGGUGCAGCCUACGUAUCUCCUCAUCCGAUGGGACCGUAUGCUCGCGCCGCUGCUACGCAUGCUCCCCCAUACACGACGUCGUACACAUGGCCACCAACUCCCCUGGCCACGCCGCCUGUUCCGGUUCAUCACUAUCCCUCAUAUCUACCUCCAGUUCCGGCCGGUAGUCAUGUCGCAUAUUCUCAUCAUCAUCAUCAUCAUCCUGCGUCCUUACCACCAGGUACUCCUCUACCGCCACCUCCGCAGCCCCCCGGUUUGCAAACGCCCCACGAGCGACCAAUUCAUGCGGUUGAGGUUGCGAUGCCUCCGGCCUUGCCCCCAUCGUCUGUACAGAUGCUUGCAAGUCGGUCGCCACGCACACCAGUUGAAGCGCACGAGAUGCUGCAUCGAAGCCCGUCAGAGCUCGCACACCACGCGGAUAUUCGACGUGCGUCUCCACGCACGCAACCACAUCCUCUAUCACACAGCAACGGCCUUGGCCCGGCUGUGCGGAGCCCCCGGCUUUUGAACCAGCCUCCAUCCAACGCCAUUCAUAUCCCUCCCCCGAGUGCGGUGGUCUCCAAGCCUCUCGAGCCUAAUAGCUCCGGCAUUGCUGUACCCAGCAUUGGUUCCCUAAUGAACGGCGCACCGUCUGGCGGAUUACCCUCAAUUACCGCUCCUCCAGUUCCGGCAACAGGGCGAGCGGAGGGGCCCAAGGACAUCCCUAGCGAAAAGAUCGGAUUCGGUGGGGAAGAUAUGCGGGCUCUCAGACAACUUGAUCGAGUUUUCACAGCUUAA